GCUGGAGAGGGGUGGACUGUGCGCCGCGGCCGCCGGAACUCGCGUGUGAAACUGGUGGUGUGCGUGCUUGCGUGUGAACAGUGCUGUGUAAGCCCCGGCGAGAUGAUAACGCGCCGAUGAGAGGGGCCGGCGAUGAAUAAUAGAUGAGUGGAGGCGGGCGGACGCUACGAGCCGCCAUGGGCGUCCAGAGGAGCGCCCGCGCCACCCUCUGGCUGCUGCUGCUGCUGGGCGGCGUCGGGGUCGGCGCAGAGUACGUGCGCGAGUUCGAGAUAGCCGAAGGCGUGCCGGUAGGCACGAGUGUGGGCUUUAUCGGCCGGACGAGCGGCGGGCCGCGGCCGCCGGAGCCGCCCUACCUCAUCGUGCCCGUGCCCGGAAGCGCCGUGGACGCCGACCUGAACAUCGACGAGGGCACGGGCCAGGUGCGGACGCGCGUCGUGCUGGACCGAGAGGUGCGCAGCUCGUACUCGCUGGUGGCGAUUCCGCAGAGCGGCGAGAACAUCCGCGUGGUGAUCCGCGUCAAGGACACCAACGACAACGCGCCCACCUUUCCCGUGGAAACGAUGUCCAUCGAGUUCCCCGAGAAUACCCCACGCGACGUCAAGAGGACGCUCUUCCCGGCGCGCGACCUCGACCUGGGCGUGUUCAACACGCAGCGCUACAGCAUCGUGUCCGGCAACGUCGACAACGCAUUUCGGCUGUCGUCGCACCGCGAGCGAGACGGCGUGUUGUAUCUGGACCUGCAGAUCAAUGGCAUCCUGGACCGCGAGACGACAGGGUCCUACAGCCUGGUGAUCGAGGCGUUGGACGGCGGCUCGCCGCCGCUUCAGGGAACCAUGACGGUGAAUAUCACCAUCCAGGACGUCAACGACAACCAACCCAUCUUCAACCAGUCGCGCUACUUCGCCACCAUCCCGGAGAACGCCACCAUUGGCAGCGCGGUGCUGCAGGUGUUCGCCACCGACACGGACGUCAGCGCCAACGGCCGAAUCACCUAUUCCAUCAACCGGCGCCAGAGUGACCGCGAGAGCAUGUUCAAAAUCGACCCGGACACGGGCGUCAUCUCUGUGAACCGGCCACUGGACUUCGAGGUGCGCGAGGUGCACGAGGUGGCGGUGGUGGCGCGCGACAACGGCGCGCAGCCGCUCGAGACCACCGCCUUCGUGACCAUCAACGUGACCGACGUCAACGACAACCUGCCCACCAUCAACCUGAUCUUCCUGAGCGACGACGCGUCGCCCAAGAUCGCCGAGGACGCGCAGCCCGGCGAGUUCGUGGCGCGCAUCUCCGUCAACGACCCCGACACCAAGGAGGAGUACGACAACAUCAACGUCAACGUCACGCUCUCGGGCGGCGACGGCCACUUCGGCCUGACGACGCGUGACAACAUCAUCUACCUGGUGAUCGUGUCGCGCCCGCUGGACCGCGAGCUCAAGCCCAACUACACGCUGACAGUGCGCGCCACGGACCAAGGCACGCCGCCGCUGGUGACCGCCCGCUCCUUCGACCUGGUGGUCACCGACACCAACGACAACGCGCCGCGGUUCGAAAUGGCAGAGUAUCGCACCAGCGUGCUCGAGGUGGCCGACCCGGGCACGGAGGUCAUCCAGAUGACGGCCGUCGACAGCGACGAGGGGCCCAACUCGCAAGUGCUGUACGCCAUCCUCGCCGGCGACGACACGCACUCGGACUGGUUCGAGAUUGACGAAAACACGGGCCUGAUCACGACACGCACGCACGUGGACUGCGAGACGGAGCCGGAGCCGCGCGUGACGGUCGUCGCCACCGACGGCGGGUCGCCGCCGCUCUCGGCCACCGCGUCCGUGCUCGUCACCAUCGUCGACGUCAACGACAACGAGCCCGUGUUCGACCAGAGCUUCUACAACGUGUCUGUGGCCGAGGACCAGAGCGUCGGACACUGCAUCCUCAAGGUGUCGGCCACGGACCCGGACUGCGGGGUCAACGCCCAGGUCAACUACAGCAUCGGCCAUGGCUUCAAGAAGCUGGGGUCGUUCAGCAUCCAGCCGGAAACGGGCGACAUCUGCAUCUUGUCGCCGCUCGACCAUGAAAAUCGGGCCAUCUACGAGUUCCCCGUGGUCGCCAUGGAUCGAGGCGGUCUGAGCACGACAGCUAUGGUCAAGGUGCAGGUGGGCGACGUGAACGACAACCGACCCACCUUCUACCCGCGCCAGUACAAUGUCAGCCUGCGCGAGGACCAGGCGCGCACGGCGCCCGUCGUCGUCGUCGUCGCCACCGACCCCGACUCGGCGCUCAACGGCCGCAUCCGCUACGGCAUCGUGCGCGGCAACGGCGAGGGCCUGUUCAGGAUCGACGCCGAGUCCGGGGAGGUGUUUGUGACGCGCCCGCCGGCAAAGUCACGGACCAUGCACCACCUGAUGGUGGAGGCCACCGACGGCGGCGGCCUGAAGUCGCUGGUGAACGCCGAGGUGGCGCUCAGCGUCAUCGACACGCGCCAGCAGCCGCCCAUCUUCGAGCGCGCCCGCUACCUCUACGCGGUGCGCGAGGACGCGCCGCCGGGCUCGCUGGUCGGCGCCGUGCGCGCCACCUCGCGGCAGAAAGGCGGUGCGGUGCGGUACAGCAUCUACUCGGGCGACCCCGACGGCGCCUUCUCGAUCGACGCGCAGACGGGCGCCAUCACGACGGCGGCGCGGCUGGACCACGAGCAGCACACGUUUGUCCUGCUGAACGUGCAGGCCAUGUCGGGCCAGCCGCCCACCUUCGGCCACAGUCAGGUGAACGUGACCAUCGGCGACGUGAAUGACUUCGCGCCCGAGUUCGACGCGCUCGAGGCGACGCUCUCGCUGCCGGAGAACGCCGAGCUGCGCACGGCCAUCUACGCCGCGCACGCGCGCGACUUCGACUCGGGCGAGAACGGGCGCGUGCGCUACCGGCUGCUGCGCAACCCGGACGGCGUGUUCGCGGUGAGCGCGCGCGACGGCACGCUCUCGCUGGCCAAGCCCGUCGACUACGAGAAGCGGCGCACGUACGAGCUGGUGAUCGCCGCCACGGACAUGGGCUCGCCGCCGCUCUCGGCCAACCUCACGCUGCGCAUCGACGUGCAGGACUUCAACGACAACACGCCGGAGUUCGAGCGCGAUGAGUAUGAGGUGGCCGUGCGCGAGGACCUCGAGGUGAACGCACAGGUGCUGCAGGUGACGGCCACGGACGCCGACACAGGCAACAACGCCCGCCUCACGUACCGGCUGGUCGAAUCCCCCGGCAAGCUGUUCGGCAUCUUCCCCAACAGCGGCUGGGUGUACCUGCGCGGCCAGCUGGACCGCGAGGCGGCCGACGAGUACCGGCUCACCGUGCAGGUCACCGACAACGGUACGCCAGCGCGUAGCGCCCGCUCGCGCGCCCUCGUACGCGUGCUCGACGUCAACGACCACGCGCCCGAGUUCAGCAGCGAGGCGUACGAGUUCGCCGUGUCGGAGAACCUGCGCGCGGGCACGCCGGUCGGCUCGCUGGCGGCCACCGACCGCGACCUGGGCGCCAACGCCUCGCUCCGCUACAGCCUGAACCCCACCAACGGCAGCUUCCAGGUGGACCCGCGCACCGGGGUGAUCAGUACGGCGGUGGAACUGGACAGAGAACUGAUCAAGUUCUACGAGUUCACAGCUGACGUUUCUGACCAGGGCUCGCCGCCAAGACGCUCCUCCACCGUCGUGAAGAUUCGCGUGCUGGACGACAACGACUCGGAGCCGCAGUUCCUGGAGCCGCUGGACGGCGUCAUCAGCGUGCGCGAGGAGCAGCAGGCCGGCUUCGAGGUGGUCCAGGUGCACGCCACCGACGCCGACGACGGAGAGAACGCCACCAUCACCUACAGCUUCAGCAGAGGAGCCGAGGAUGACGCCGCCGGCGCCUUCACGAUCGACCCCAAGAGCGGCACAAUAUCAACGACGCGGGUCCUCGACCAUGAGGAGAAGGCAGUGUACCGGCUGCUGGUGGUGGCUCAGGACGGCGGCGUGAAGCCGAACCAGGCCACUCACCCGCUGACCAUCAAGGUGCUCGACCUCAACGACAACUCGCCCACCUUCACCACGUCCAGCCUAGCCUUCUCCAUGAAGGAGAACGCACCGAUCGGGUUUCAGGUGGGCACCGUGGUGGCGAUCGACCGCGACGCCGGCGAGAACGGCCGCGUCUCCUACACCAUCCUCAGCGGCAACCUCAACGACACGUUCGACAUCAACCGGUCGACGGGCGCGCUGUUCACCACCAGAGAGGUGGACUUCGAGAUGGCCACCGAGUACCUGCUGCAGAUCGAGGCAGUCGACGCCAGCGCCACCAACCCGCAGAACAGCAAGAUCACCGUUAAAAUCGCCGUGGAGGACCUAAACGAUAACGCGCCCACGUUCAGCGAGGACCCGAUCCUGUUCUCGGUGGGCGAGGACACGGCGCCGGGCACGGCUGUCUGGAACUUCUCGGCCACCGACAAGGACAGCGGCCCGGCCGGCACGGUCAGGUACAGCAUCACUCAGCAGUCUCCGGAGCCGGUGUUCGCCAUCGACCAGUACACGGGCUCGCUGACGCUGCGGGACGCCAUCGACUACGAGCAGCACGCCGAGUACACCAUCAUCGUCACGGCCACGGACCAGAGCGAGGACGAGCCGUCGCGCCUCAGCACCUCGGUCACCUCGCAGAUCAUCGUCGAGGACGUCAACGACCACGCGCCGGCGUUCGUGCGCGCCGGCGGCACGCGCAUCACGGUGCGCGAGGACGAGCGCGUCGGCUAUCCGGUGCUGCACGUGAUCGCCGUCGACAAGGACUCGCGCGACAACGGCCGCGUCACGUACCGCGUCACCGGCGGCGACCCGGACUCGGUGUUCAGUCUGCACCUGGAGACUGGCCUGCUCUCGAUCGGCCGACCGCUGGACCGCGAGUCGCGCAAGCAGUACGCGCUCAACAUCACGGCCUCGGACCACGGCCAGCCGCCGCUGACUGCCUCCGUCAUGGUGUCGAUCGCCGUCGAGGACGUCAACGACAACCAGCCCGUCUUCAGCCGGACCAUGUACCGCGCCAACGUCAGCGAACGCUCGCCGAUCGGCGCCUUCGUCACCCGCGUCUCAGCGGCCGACCAGGACGAGGGCACCAACGGCAACCCGACCUACUACAUCCCCAAGGGUAUCGCUGACAACCUGUUCAAGAUUGACCCGCGCUCGGGGGAGAUCACCACGGCCGGCCGGCUGGACCGCGAGACGGUCUCGCACUACAACGUGACCGUGUACACCAGCGACGGCUCGUCGCCGCCUCAGGUGGACGCCACCACCGUCCUGGUGGAGGUGCUCGACGAGAACGACCACUCGCCCGAGUUCAACGGCUCCUGCUAUCCGCUUCGAAUCCCCGAGAACAGCGACCUGGCCGUGGUGCACGCCGUGGUGGCCUCCGAUGCCGACACCGGCAUCAACGGCGAGAUCACCUACAGCAUCACAGACGGCAACGUCGGUAACAAGUUCUCCAUCGACGUGCACACGGGCGCGCUGUCGGUGCGGCCUCUGGACCGCGAGGCGCGCGACGCCUACCAGCUGGAGGUGACGGCACAAGAUCGCGGCUCGCCCGCGCGCCGCGCCACCUGCGCCCUUCACGUGCGCGUCCAGGACCAGAACGACAACGAUCCCAAGUUCCAGCAGCGUCAGUACGAGGCGCACGUGGCGGAGGACGCGCCCCUGGGCACGGACGUGCUGACCGUGCGCGCCGUGGACGACGACCACGGCGUCAACGGCCGCAUCACCUACAGCCUCAACAACGAGACCCAGUGGCGCUUCCGCAUCGACAACGACAGCGGCAAGAUCACCACCGCCGGAACCUUCAACCGGGAGAGCAAGGCGACGUACACGUUCGAGGUGCAGGCGACGGACGGCGGCCGGUACGACGCCCGCUCCACGCGCGCCGUCGUCACCGUCACCAUCGACGACGCCAACGAUCACGCGCCCGUGCUGACGCGCUAUCCGUUCACGGCGCACGUGCCGGCGCACACACCCGCCGGCGCCGCCCUGCUCACCGUCACGGCCGAGGACGAGGACCUGGGCGCGAAUGGACAGGUCACCUACAGCUUCGCCAACCAGCCGGCCGACAGCCCGUUCCGGAUCGACCCCAUCACGGGCGUGGUGAAGGCAGCCGGCUCGCUGGGCGCCGAGUCGGGACGGCUCUUCCACCUGGAGGUGGUGGCCACAGACCGCGGCACACCGGCGCAGUCGGCCGCCGGCCUCGUGGAGAUCUACGUGGGCGAGAAGCGGGACCAGACCACCCUGCGCUUCCAGAACAACACGUACCGCGUCGGCGUCCCCGAGAACGAGCCGACCGGCAGUGACGUCAUCCAGGUAACGGCGGUGCGCAGUGACGGCCGCCGCCAGCGCAUCACCUACAGCUUCGGCUCCGGCAACGAGGACAACACGUUCGAGAUCAACGCCAACAACGGGCUGAUCCGCGUGCGCGACCCGCAGCGGCUGGACUUCGAGGCGGCGCGGCAGCUGCGGCUGGUGGUCGUGGCGCAGGCCGAGGGCACCACUCCACUCUACGGGUACGCGGUCGUGUUCGUGGAGCUGGUGGACCAGAACGACAACAAGCCGCGCUUCACGCAGGACGAGUACAUCAGCGCCGUCUGGGAGGGCAACAGCAAGGGCACCUUCGUCGUCCAGGUGUCUGCCACGGACGCCGACACGGGCGCCAACGCCAACGUCGUCUACAGCAUUGUGGAGGGCAACCUUGACAACGCGUUCGUCAUCGAGGCGCCCUUCUCGGGCAUCGUCAAGACCAACAUCGUGCUGGACCGAGAGAUCCGCGACGCCUACGAGUUGACGAUCGUCGCCACAGACCAGGGCGAGCGGACGCUGGUCGGCUCGUGCUCGCUGCGCAUCAAGGUGGUCGACAUCAACGACAACCGGCCGACGUUCCCACCCCACUCGGUCACGAACGUGAGCGAGGGCGCGCAGGUGGGCGCUGUGGUGACGGCCGUCACAGCCAACGACGUGGACACGCACCCGGCGCUGACGUACAGCUUCGCCGGCGGGGCGGCGCGUCAGGACGCCUUCGCCAUCGACCGCUUCACCGGCCAGAUCACGCUUGUGAAGCCGCUUGACCGCGAGACAAAGCAGCAUUACGUGCUGACGGUGGUCGCCUCGGACACGGCGCAUCAGGCCGAGACGAGCGUGCGCAUCAACGUCAUGGACGAGAACGACCAGCGGCCCGUGUUCACCCAGAGCUCAUACAGCGGUAGUCUGCUGGAGCUCACCGGCGCCGGCAUGGAGGUGCUGCGCGUGACGGCAACGGACGCCGACCUGGGCGAGAACGCCCGCAUCACGUACGCCCUGAUCACGCCUACCGACGACUUUUACGUGGCGCCGGACACGGGCGUGCUGUACACGAACGCGACGGUGCGCUUCGACGCCGGGGAGCCGGUGCGGCAGCUGGUGGUGGCGGCCCGCGACGGCGGCCGACCUUUGCUCGGCGCCGCCGCCGCCGUCCGCCUGCGGCUCGAGGACAUCAACAACCACGCGCCCGAGUUCAGCCGCUCCGUCUACAAGGCCAGCAUCGGCGAGGACGCCGUGCCGGGCGAGGUCGUGCUGAGAGUGUCGGCUGACGACGUGGACGAGUCGCGCCACAACCGAAACAUCGACUUCUCGUUCGCCCGCGGCAACGAGGACGGCGUCUUCCAAAUAGCCAGCAACACGGGCGAGGUGAUCCUGCUGCGGCCGGUGGACCGCGAACGGCGCGCCCAGUACGUGCUGGAGGCCGUGGCCAGCGACCGCGGCACGCCCGCCAGGAACAGCACCGCCCAGCUGGUCAUCGAUAUCACCGACGUCAAUGACCACGAGCCCAAGUUCAACCAGUCGCAAUACGAGGCUAGCGUCAGCGAGCUGCUUCAGGUGGGCUCGUCAGUGCUGCGUGUGCACGCCACGGACCGCGACGCCGGCCAGAACUCGGCCAUCGUGUACGACAUCACGUCCGGCAACGACCACGAGGUGUUCCAGCUGGACCGCGACACGGGCCUGGUCCGGCUGCGCAAGGGGCUCGACUUCGACCGGCUGGCCGAAUACCGGUUCAUCGUGCGCGCCACCGACCGCGACCCCGAGCGGCCGCUCUCGGCGCUCGCCACCGUGCGCGUGCGCGUGCUGGACGAGAACGACAACGCGCCCAGCUUCCCGCAGCCCGUGUACUACGAGUUCGCGACGGAGAACGAGCCGGCCGGCCGGCCCGUGUUCACAGCGCACGCCAACGACGCCGACCGCGGCCGCUACGGCCGGCUCAACUACACGCUGACGGACGGCGGCGGCUGGUUCCGCGUCGACCCGGGCUCAGGCGAAGUCACCACGGCCGCCGUGUUCGACUACGAGGCAAAGGAGGUGUUCGCCUUCGUCAUCAGCGCCACGGACCUCGGCGGGAAGACGGCCACGGCGCAGGUGCGCGUCAACAUCCGCGGCGUCGACGAGUUUGCGCCCGUGUUCGUCGAGUCGACAUACCGGUUCCGCGCGCCGGCCGACGGCCCGCCGGGCUACGUGGUGGGCCGCGUGGCGGCCACUGACCGCGACCGCGGCGCCGAUGGCGUCGUGCUCUUCCACCUGCGCACACCGCACGAGUUCUUCCGCGUGAACAAGACGAGCGGUGAGAUUGUGGUGCGCCGGAGUCUGGGCCAGCGGCGGCGGCGGACGCGGCGGGACCUGGCCAGCGAGCGUCUGGAGGUGGUGGCAUCUAGCGGCCGUCCGGGCAGCUUGAGUGCGCUGACCAGUGUCGAGGUGGUGCUGGACCCUUCGCUGAACGGCACCGGGCUAGCGGCGCCGGCUGGCGGCGGUGGCUUGGCGGACUGGGGUGUUGGCCUCCUGGUGGCCAUCCUGCUCAUCGUGAUGGCAUUCGGCGCCGCGUUCGUGUUCCUGCACAUGCGCAACCGGCGCAUGAGCAAGCCGACGAUGGCCGACCACUUCGACUCGUCGUUCGAUACGGACAUCCGCACGGGGCCGGCGGCCGACCUCAACUACCCGCCGCGCUACAGCGAGAUCCACCCGUACGACACGGCCGACCGGCCGACCGGGCGCAACACGACGUCCGAGCUGUCGGAGCAGUCGCACCGCUCCGCCUCGAGCGGGCGCGGCUCGGCCGAGGACGGCGACGAGGACGAGGAGAUCCGCAUGAUCAACGAGGGCCCGCUGAUGCAGCAGAAGCUGCGCCAGCUGGCCGUGCCCGACUCGCGGCUGCACGACAGCGACAGCGUGUCGGAGGCGAGCGCGCAGAACACGCAGGAGUACCUGGCGCGGCUGGGGAUCGACACGACGCGCGCCGACUCGCACAAGGGCUCGCAGAGCCUGCGCGCCGACAGCAUCCACCUGUUCGACGACGAGGGCGGCGCGGAGGACGGCGCCGUCGACCUGGGCAACCUGAUCUCGACCAAGCUGACGGCGGUGGGCGCCGAGGAGGACGAGGCUAUCAUGGACGGCACGCGCGCCUUCGGCCUGGAUGAGACGCAGCCGUCGAUGACGGGCUCGCUCAGCUCGAUCGUGCACAGCGAGGAGGAGCUGACCGGCAGCUAUAACUGGGACUACCUGCUCAACUGGGGGCCGCAGUACCAGCCGCUGGCGCAUGUGUUCUCCGAGAUCGCGCGGCUCAAGGACGACAGCGCGCCCAGCCCGUACGCGGUGAGCGCGGCCAAGCGGCCGCCGCCGCUGCUGACGAACGUGGCGCCGCGCUCGGUGGCGGCGCCGCUGCCGCCCCGUUCUAGUCUCGGCCUCGUGUCGAUGCCGUCGCUGCCGCGCUCGCCCAUCUCGCAGGAGGCGUUCGCGGCGCAGGCCAUGUCGCCGUCGUUCUCGCCGGCGCUCUCGCCGCUGGCCACGCGCUCGCCGUCCAUGUCGCCGCACGUGCCGCGCGGCCUGGCGUCGGCGGCGGCGGCGGCGCACCACCGCUCCCACCUGCUGGCCGGCGCCUCGUCCAGCUCCGAGAGUGAGAUGCGGAUAUAGCCCUGGUGUCCGCCAUACCCCUCAGGCGCCCUGUGCCACGCUCCACAACAGUAUUCCCUUAUGCAUGCCAUUAUGUGUCGCCGCGCCUUCAUAAUGUGAUAUAGUGUUAUUGAACGGAGGAGUGGGGCGGGGCGACGGCCCCGUGCCUCCUAUGCCAAAUGGAACGAGCCCCGCUGUCAACACACUUGUUUUUGUUGAAUGUCACUAUCAUUUGAGUUUGCGAAAUCAAAACUCGGUGUCGUGUAGAGAGCAUGCUAGCAUUUUGUGUAUGUGAGUGUACAUUUCGCGAGAACUGUUGCGUUGAAGUGUCAAAUACACGAUGUCACCAGCGA
Molecule: messenger RNA, 10291 nt
Organism: Pollicipes pollicipes
Lineage: Eukaryota; Metazoa; Arthropoda; Thecostraca; Pollicipedomorpha; Pollicipedidae
Product: protein dachsous
Exons: 30
Coding region: 144-9959 (3271 amino acids)
Biological process (GO): homophilic cell-cell adhesion
Cellular component (GO): plasma membrane
Molecular function (GO): calcium ion binding
Source: RefSeq, a predicted model, not a curated record